CGGCCAGUGAAAAAAAAAUAUAUUUCGGGCAUUGAAGUAGAGAUAAACGAGAGAGAUAGAGAGAGCGAGAGAGCGGUAGCAACCUGUCUCGAUCCCGACUUUUUCAUCGGCAUGUUCCGUCCUCUGCGUCACAAUCGAUUAUGUAUCGUCGUCCAGCGAUGAGAGUCGGCUGAAUUCUGGAUUUUGAUUUCCGUGUUCCCGUGCUACUGCAGAUCCCCUAGUACGGCUCCUCGUCCCCGAUCCCUGAUUAUUGGAUUCCGGUGUUUGGUCUUCUGAUCAGGUUCCGAUAAACAUUUAUAACAAAUAGUCUUGAGGAAAUGAGCCACUAAUGGCAGCUGCGGAAGCCAGAGCUGCUUGGCAGCGCACUGCAAACCGUUAUCUAGUCCAGGAAGAUGCAAAAAGAGCUCCAAAAUUAGCUUGCUGUUCUUCAUCUACCCCACAAAGUGAUUCAAGCAAUGGGAACACAGCAAGUGCACAAGAUUCCCCUGGCCCUAACUUCAUGCCUUUUAGCAGGAAUCUCACGAAUGCCUAUCUAUCACCUGAAACAAAAUGGUGGCUUCAGCUGCAACCCAACUUUGGAUACCAGAAUGAGCUUAUUUGUGAGCAGCUAAGCUCCUUAGAAGAUGAGGCUGACGAGAACAUGGAAACUGCAGUCCCAAAAUCGAAGCUGGGUGGGGAGUCUUUGCCAGUUGACUUUGUCCUUAAAAAGGAGGUGUGUUUUAUGGAAUCUUCUUGGGUGGUAUCAACAGCUUUCGAGAAACAUGGUUCUGAAACCAGGAUCAAAGAGAUGAAGACAACAACCAGCUAUUCACAACAGCUGCUAAAGCCGAAAACGUCUAUGGUGAAUUAUCUUGAUAAAAAGGAUGGGCUUCUGGAUUUGAAGCCCGUUGAUCAAUUUACUUCGUGCAGGCCAGAGAAAGCCUCUUCGUACUUUGAAACAUCAUGGGCUGGGGGUAAUAAUUCUGAGCCAUGGUGGCGUAUUGCAGACAAAGAUGAGUUGGCUCUGCUGGUAGCCCAAAAAUCACUGCACCAUAUUGAAAACUGUGAUCUGCCUAAGCCCAGCCAAACAGUUCAUGUAACUAGGGACCCACUUUCUCCUCCUGAGAAUUCGGAUACUAGUGGAAUAUUUCAAUCAUCUCUGGGUACAAAGCUAAAUGCAGACAUAUGCAACGGCAACAAAUACUCAUGUAACACAUCUACUUCUGUGAAAUCUGACAACAAGAACUUGUCUUCGAGUGAAAGAGGCUAUAUGCUGCAUGAUUCAGAGAAACCAUACAGUGACGGUCGAGGUUAUGUGAAAAAUGAACAACCUGAACGUAACCAGACAUGUGAGGAUGACCUUUCAAGAGCUCAGCUGUUGGAGGCACUUUGCCAUUCCCAGACCCGUGCUAGGAAAGCUGAAAUGGCAGCCCAGAAAGCUUACGAUGAGAGGGAACAUAUAGUCAAGCUAUUGUUGAGACAGGCUUCUCAUCUAUUUGCAUACAAGCAGUGGCUACUAAUGUUGCAGCUUGAGAACCUGUUUCUCCAGCUCAGGAUAAAGGAGCACCAGAUAUCGACGGUUAUCCCUGUGCUGCCUUGGAUAGCACCCAAGGGGAAGUUAUCCAGCGAAGGUAAGAUAACAAGGAGGAGGAGGAAAAAGCACAAAUGUGAAAUAUGCAAAUAUGCAGUUGCAUUAUCUCUUGGAUUGGGUCUGGCUGGCAUGGGGUUGCUCUUCGGCUGGACCAUCGGAUGGUUGUUUCCUCCUGCUUUAUAGAAUUUUCUGCAGUUUGGAAUGCAUCUCUCCUGGAUGUGGAUAUUAGGCCCAUCCCAUGUUCCAUGGGCUAAUGCGAAAGCUUGGCUCCCAUGGUGUGGGGGGGAAGGGGUGAUUGAUGUUUUGAUGUAUAUAAGGUUUCUGAUGUACAUAUGAUAUCUUGAGACCGAAAUGCAGUAGGGGCAUUUAUUAUGCACAGGCAGGGUGGUGGAAAGCUCGAAACGAACGAAGUAAAAAGAAAAAAA
Musa acuminata subsp. malaccensis (wild Malaysian banana) is the source of this 1995-nucleotide messenger RNA. The record is from RefSeq and is a predicted model, not a curated record. NCBI's taxonomy places the organism in Eukaryota, Viridiplantae, Streptophyta, Magnoliopsida, Zingiberales, Musaceae.